AUGAAGGUUGCACCUCUCCUGCCUCAUUGUCCUGCCUCUCCCGCCCGUCGUCCUGCCUCUCCCGCCCAUCGUCCUGCCUCUCCCGCCCGUCGUCCUGCCUCUCCCGCCUCAUCAUCCUGCCUUUUCCGCCUCAUCAUCUCACCUCUCAUGGACAUCGACACUGAAGACAAUGGGCUCGCUGCCUCUACAUUGUCUUUUCCUGCUCUCACGCUUCUCUCUGAACUCUCUGACCUCUUAGCCGACACUCUCGAGGAAGAUAGGACUUCCAACAUGCAUACUGUCUCCGAGUCCUUGCAGAUCCCUUCCAUUCUGCAGAUCCCUUCCAUUCUGCAGAUCCCUUCCAUUCUGCAGCCUCGAUCUCAAUCUGCUCCCCCAAUACUCUCCGAUCUGAUCGCACAGCUCGCUGUUCCAAAUCCCCCCACCUCACGACCCCGCACUGAUUCUGACUCAUCGGACUCCUCAGCUGAUCUCCCCACAUAUAGCCACCCCCUGCACCUUGUGAUGGACACCGCCAAGUCUGCUCGCCCAAUUGCUGUAGUGACCCAACACUCCCUCAAACAGGCUCCUACUGUCUCCCUGGGAAAGCUCACCCCUGCCAUCCUCCUUCAAUGGAAUCAGCAUGUCUCCAAUACUUCAAGAAGAAGAACGUUCCCAAGAACAAGAAGAUCUUGCACGUUACCAGUGGCCUCAUGGAUGAGCUCAUCCGUGAUUGGUACUUGA
Molecule: messenger RNA, 720 nt
Organism: Sparassis crispa
Lineage: Eukaryota; Fungi; Basidiomycota; Agaricomycetes; Polyporales; Sparassidaceae
Exons: 2
Coding region: 1-720 (239 amino acids)
Source: RefSeq, a predicted model, not a curated record